This is a messenger RNA of Geodia barretti, 1227 nucleotides long. NCBI's taxonomy places the organism in Eukaryota, Metazoa, Porifera, Demospongiae, Tetractinellida, Geodiidae. The record is from the annotation of a GenBank genome assembly.
AUGCGCGGCGAUGCGCUUGGCGCGCUGCACGGCAUUCCAAUAUCCAUCAAGGACCUGGAAAUGUCGAAGGGCAUCCGCUCCACGAGUGGCUCGCUCCCGUUCAAAGACCGCAUCCCCGAUGAGGACUCGAUUGUGGUGGAGCGCGUCAAGGCUGCGGGCGCAAUCAUAUUGGGCAAGACGAACACUCCGGAGUUCGGGCACAGGGGCACGACGGAGAACCUGCUCGGCGAGCCGUGCCGCAAUCCGUGGAAUACGGCACGUACGCCGGGAGGAUCGAGCGGUGGCGCGGCUGCAGGAUUGGCUGCGGGGCUAUCCGCCAUAUCGACCGGCAGCGACGGGGGCGGGUCCAUUCGCAUACCCGCCAGCUUCUGUGGGCUAUACGGUAUCAAGCCGACGCAGGGUCGCGUGCCUCGGUAUGCUGGACGUAGCGCUCCUAUAAUCGUAAAUCAGCUUGGGCAGUCGGGGCCCAUCACGCGCACGGUGCGCGAUGCUGCAAUCCUGCUGCAGGAACUAGCCGGUUGGGAUGCGAGGGACCCGGGGUCACUGCGUGAUACGCCGGGGGACUACCUUGCCGCGCUUGACCGCGACAUCAGCGGCUUGACAAUUGGGUGGAGCCCCGAUUUCGGAUACGCUGCCGUUGAUCCAGAAGUCGUGGAUUUGUGCAGCAGCGCGGCGCGAGUGUUUGAGGGUAUGGGCUGCUCGGUCAGCGAUGGCGGCUUCGCUAUCGAAUCGCCGCAAGAGCCGUUCCGCGUAAUAUUCGCGUCAAACACAUACGCCUCCUCGGGCUACCUGCUGCACGAACGGCCUGACGAGCUGACGGACUACUUCCGCGAGGCGAUGGAGCAUGGGGCGACACUUACCGCCGCCGAUUACGCCAGAGCGCUUGGCGCGAUAGUCGGGUUGAAGGCGCAGUUUGAUGCCUUCUUCGAGAGCCACGACCUGCUGCUGUCGCCAACGAUGGCGGUACCCGCGUUCGAGAUAGAGCAGCAUCCCACGACCAUUGGCGGGCAGGAAGUUGACCCCUUCUUCGGCUACCUGCCGUUCACAUACCCAAUCAACGCCAUCGGGCAUACUGCGGCGAGCGUACCGUGCGGCUUUUCGUCGGAUGGCAUGCCCAUUGGCUUGCAUAUUGUGGGACGCAUGGGAGACGAGGAGACGGUGCUCGCAGCGUCGGCGGCAUUCGAGCGCGCGAUGCCGUGGGCGGACAAGAGGCCGACGGUGUCUUAA